This is a messenger RNA of Peronospora matthiolae, 195 nucleotides long. NCBI's taxonomy places the organism in Eukaryota, Oomycota, Peronosporomycetes, Peronosporales, Peronosporaceae. The record is from the annotation of a GenBank genome assembly.
AUGAAGAUCGACUCAUUUCGGGUCUUCCAGUUCGUGGCGGAUGUGUUUGUAGGGAAUUUCUUCGUGUCUUUUCAAAAUGAGCUGCGCUUUAUGGCAGAAGCGGCUGGAUCGUCAGGCGCUCGUGCAAUGAAGGUGCAACGCGUGCCAAUGGCACGACCUAUCCAGCACACGGCUGGCACGAUAGCACGCUUGUGA